AUGACAUCAAGUGAGCCUGAAUAUGACAGUAUUAGUGCGCAAUAUAGUGCGGUGAAGAAAACUCAAGUUGGUAACAUUAUCGAAUAUUACACAGUUUACAAAUAUAUACUUCCAUCAUUACUGGACGAUAGUGGCUUGCUAACAGGAAAGCGUGUACUUGAUUUGGGAUGUGGUGAAGGUCGUCACACACGUCAGUUAAAAGCGUUAUGUUGCGAUUAUAUUCUCGGCGUUGAUCAAAGUUCAAAAAUGAUCGACCUCGCUCGUGAAGCCGAGCGUCUUGAUCCAAAAGGCAUUGAAUAUUUGGUAGGUGAUGUCAAGCAACUUCCCCCACCUGAGCAACCUUUUGAUUUGGUCACCGCCUUUUUCCUAUUUCCACACGCUCAAACACGAACAGAAUUACUUGAUAUGGCACGCACUGUUUAUUCGCAACUCGGUGAAAACAAACAGUUAAUAGGUGUGACGGCGGAUUUCAAAUUAGAUCCACCCGAAUUCAAUCUACGCAAAUAUGGAUUAAUGAAAUCGAUCAAAGCCUCUGUGGACAAAGGUUCAAUACCUGAUGGCACAGAAAUUAAUGAAAUACUUGCAGUAUUGAUUACGUAUCCAAUGAAUCAUUUUUCAAAUAUUUUAACAAAAGAUAACUUAGAUUUCAAGUGUGCUUUUUAUCAAUCUAUUUUAAAAGUCUUCGGUGAUAAAAAAAAUCUCUAUCGUUGA
This is a messenger RNA of Rotaria sp. Silwood1, 711 nucleotides long. NCBI's taxonomy places the organism in Eukaryota, Metazoa, Rotifera, Eurotatoria, Philodinida, Philodinidae. The record is from the annotation of a GenBank genome assembly.